AUGGUAAAAACCGCAAAGACACGUUUCACAACCGCUUUUUUUACUUUAAAGCGGUUUCAUGUACAACAAGCAAAUCUGAGAAAAAUGUUUACAUCUGAAAAGUGGGCAAAUAGUCGAUUUUCCAAAGAGGUCGCAGGAAAACGUGUAGCAGAAGUGAUAUUGAUGCCUUCUUUUUGGAAAAAUAUGGUUUUUGCAUUAAAAGUUGGUGGUCCAUUGGUAAAAGUAUUACGGCUGGUAGACGGUGAAAAACGAUCUCCUAUGGGUUAUAUUUAUGAGGCAAUGAACAGGGCCAAAGAAGCUAUUGUUGCAUCAUUUAACAAUAAUGAAGAGAAAUAUCGUAGCAUUUUUGAAUUCAUUGACAAAAGAUGGAACAUUCAACUGCAUCGACCUUUGCACGCAGCCGGAUAUUUCUUGAAUCCAGAGUGUUUUUACUCAAACCCUGAUAUAGAAAAUGAUACAGAAGUGAUGGAGGGUUUGUACAAGUGCAUAUCUAGAUUGGUGAGAGGUGAGGAUUUACAAGAUAAGAUCACGAAUCAAUUGGAAAAAUACAAGAAAGCAGAAGGACUUUUUGGUUUGCCAAUGGCUAUCCUACAAAGAACUUUAAAAUCUCCAGCUGAUUGGUGGUCUUCUUAUGGUGCAUCAACGCUUGAAUUAAAAACAUUUGCAAUGAAAAUUUUAAACUUCACGUGCUCUUCUUCAGGAUGUGAACGUAAUUGGAGUGUUUUUGAACAUUACAAUAAAGUUUUGAGGAGAAGAUAUGACAUGCGAGAUAAGAUUGAUCCUAUUACUUUGUCAGAGAUAGAUGAUAGUAAUGAAUGGUUGUUGGGAAAAUUGGAUGACAGUGAUAAAGAUGAUGAUAAUGAUUUUGUCUUUGAAGGUGAAGAUUUGCGUUGGAGUGAUGUAGCACAAGCAUCUGGGGUUGGUGAAAGUGCAUAUGACUUUCGAUCUCGAAAUGCGUCUUCUUCAAAAGGGACAUCAUCAUCUGCAUUAGCAAAAAGAAAGCAAUCUUCAGCUUAA
This is a messenger RNA of Zingiber officinale, 1017 nucleotides long. RefSeq lists its product as uncharacterized. Gene Ontology annotation, molecular function: protein dimerization activity. The coding region runs from base 1 to 1017 and encodes 338 amino acids. The transcript has 3 exons. NCBI's taxonomy places the organism in Eukaryota, Viridiplantae, Streptophyta, Magnoliopsida, Zingiberales, Zingiberaceae. The record is from RefSeq and is a predicted model, not a curated record.